ACUAUAGGUCAAAAUCACAAGCUUGGAGAUGAGCUUCCUGAGCUGUGGCCGUACAUUUAUCCUGCUGUAUAUUAUACUAGGUCUGUCAUGUGGAUGUGGUCAGUAGUGGCAGCGUGGUUCUCUGACCCAGCCUCCCUCUCACAUUACAGCUCUAUUUAUAACACCCCCUUUCUUGCAUGGGCUCCCCGCCCAGCAUGCAUCUGGAAGCCCCAGCCCAUAGCCCGAAGCCCAUAGCCCCAACUCUGAGCAAUGGCAGGAAGCUCCUACCACUCCCAUCUCCUCUGCACUCUCCUCCAGGCCGUCAUCUGAGCUCCUGCUCCUGCUCGGCUCAGCUGCUGCUGCUGUUUACCCAACGCCGCCUGGCAGCUCGCGCUCGCCGCACGCUCUGGAUUAUCACACACACACAAACACACACACACACAUGGGCGUGCUUAGAUGCACACACACAUGCACACACGCGCAUAUAUGUCUUGAUUUUUUUUCCAGGACGUCUUUAAUGACGGAGAGGGAAUUGGUUCAUUAAUUUGUUUGCGGAGAUAAACUUAGUGAAAGGUUCAUUUAUUGCUUGCGAUGGAUCACACUCUGUUCGGCUGCCUGCGCGGCCCGCACGCUCCUCCUCAGGCCCUGCACCCGGCCUUCGCCCUGCACAGCCGCUCUGAGCACCUUUCUGCCUACCCUGACCUCUCAUCCUCUUCCUCGUCCUCCUCUCCCUCUUGCGUGGUCAGCUGUUAUCCAGGAGAGGAUGGACUCUUCGGAGGGCACGGGCACCAGCGUGGACCCCCGAUUACUCAGCAGCAUCACCCUGUUACACCCCAACCACAGCAAGGCAGCUGGCACAUACCCCAAAUGUCCAGUGUGUCAAACAACAAUGUGCGCUUAGGCCUGGGAAUGACGGGGACGGACUCGGGCUCCUCAGAUAUGGCACCUGGUGGUCCGAGUCUCUGUGCCAGUACACCCAGUCUUGGUGGAACCAUGCCCUCAGGGGUGUCCUGUCUGCCUGGUGGGGACUUUGGGCGUCAAACACUGUCCCCAGCAGAGGCAGAGAAGAGGACCGGAAAAAGAAGGAGUGAUAGUUCAGAGUCCCAGGAUGGAAAUUACAAAUCAGACUCAAGUAGCAAGCCCCGGAAGGAGCGGACCGCCUUUACUAAAGAACAGAUCCGAGAGCUUGAGGCGGAAUUCGCCCAUCACAACUAUUUGACCCGACUGCGGCGUUAUGAAAUAGCGGUAAACUUGGACCUGACGGAAAGGCAGGUGAAAGUGUGGUUUCAGAACAGACGGAUGAAGUGGAAGCGAGUGAAGGGUGGACAGCAAGGUGCCGUGGCCAGGGAGAAAGAACUGGUUCAUGUGAAAAAGGGGACUUUGUUGCCGUCAGAGUUUUCGGGCAUCGUCGGUCUCCAUCACAGACCAGACUCACUGAUGAACGAGGACAGCCAUGACAGCGAUCAGAGCUCUGAGCAUGCUCAUUUAUGAUAUAAAGAUGUUGGCCAUGAGAUGCAUAUCAUACCCUAGUGCUAUCACAGUUGCUAUUUAUGAAGAGGAGCCACAUACUCGGUUAGCAACCCAGGGCCUUUUAUCCCCAUGGCUGCAUUAUGAACCACAACUGGAAGACCUAGAGGAUGGAGGGAAUGCUCCUACAACGUUUUUUGGGUAGUUGAUGUGGUAGCUGAAUGACUGUGCUGAAAAUCUAUGCACAUAUCCCCAUGUACACAGGACUGACAUCUUUCAACAGACUUAUGAUUAUGUUAAAUGUGCACGCGCACGAUAAAACAUGUACACGCAUGUGCACGAUAAAAAAAACACGAACAAUGUGCCUUGCUGUAAAUGAACACUUAAACACAGUUUACAAGUGGAAUAUUAUUAGAGUUGUAAAGUACAGUAUAAAUGCAUUACACACCUACAGGUUUUAAUUCAUUCAGAAGGGAAUGUGCAACUUGCCUGUGUUAAAAUGUUGUUUCUAAUUUGGUUAAAAUGUUGAACAUUCCAUAAAACGUGCCUUGUGUCACAAAGUGAGUCUAUGCUUUGGUUUGCACUGUAAACCAUCAUUCAUUUGUUUCUACUGUAUAUUCAAAAAAAUUGUCAUGUAUACCAAAAUAAGAUUCAACCCAUGCAAAAACUCCCUUUACUUUAAGUAUUAAAUUUGUGUAAAUAUUAUUAUGAAUAUUUUCUUAACUCCCAUCUCAC
Molecule: messenger RNA, 2181 nt
Organism: Clarias gariepinus (North African catfish)
Lineage: Eukaryota; Metazoa; Chordata; Actinopteri; Siluriformes; Clariidae
Gene: meox2a
Product: mesenchyme homeobox 2a
Exons: 3
Coding region: 571-1470 (299 amino acids)
Biological process (GO): positive regulation of transcription by RNA polymerase II
Cellular component (GO): nucleus
Molecular function (GO): DNA-binding transcription factor activity, RNA polymerase II-specific; RNA polymerase II cis-regulatory region sequence-specific DNA binding
Source: RefSeq, a predicted model, not a curated record